UAUUUCAACUGUUAAUUUGUAUUGUUUAGAACUUACCUUACCUACCUGUCUUGCAGAAACAAAAGGAGGAAAUGUAGUUUUACUUCCUGCUUUAUACCUUCUGGGUUCAUUUGAGGUCACAGGAAGAGACCAAGUGCAGAAGGGGAAGAACUCUUAUAAUUUAAUAAAGUUGAUUUUAGAGGGUUUAUGAAGAGAUAGAUUUAUUGUUGUAAUAUGUAUUGAUUGCACCAGAGUUUAUGUUGCCAGUAAAGAGGAGUAGUAGAGGUUUGAAUAUAAUCAUGUUCAUCUUACCUACCUACUGAAUGGAAUAGUCCAGAGGAGAAAUUGUUUGGUUAAGUGGACUAUUUAAGCAGAAGAACUCUGAAGUGUUUCAGAGGAGAAAGGUUCAGGUCAGUGUAGCUGUGUGCAGUUUGACCUUAAUUUCUGUUGAUUUAAGUUCAGUUAUGUUUAUUUGAACUGAGUUAAUUAUAGAGUUGAGUUUCUUAUUUGUUUUUUUGUAAAUAUUGUUUGGGCCACAAAAUGGUGAAUAAAUCACUUGCUACACUGGGCAGCAUCAGUCUCCUGCACUUCUUUGACCGCUUAAGUCGAGUCCUACCACAAGGACGAAUCACUUAUAAAAACAUAUGCAGCACCAGUGUUGUGCACAAAAUGUACUGAUAAUGUCCUUAUUUGACAUUAUGGUUAAAUCUAUACAUUAGCUUGCAUGUGACUGUGAACUCAUUCAGUUUAUAUUGUUUUCAGUCUGAAAUAGCUGCAAGUUAGAAAUGAUCCAGUGAUUGUCAGGGUGGUGUGAUGACACCAAGUUACUUUAUUUCUGAAAAGUUAAUAAUAAGCAGGGUGAAACACUGAACUGUGUCCCCACUGUUAGGACAUAUGUGCUGUUAAGGUCCGUGUAUCAAGAGAAUGGAAACUUUGUUUCAGCAGCUGACCCAUGGCAACGCUCUAUUCCUCAUCCUUGUUUUGGGAUUAGGAGGAAGCUUUCAGGUCGGCUUCCAUAUCACUGGACUGAGUUCUCCUUCGCCGUACAUCCAGCGCUUCAUCAACAACAGCUGGUAUGACAGAUACGGAGAGCCUCCACAUCCGCAGACGGUCACAAUGAUCUGGUCUCUUAUUGUUUCCAUGUUUGCUGUCGGGGGACUCUUCGGUGCCAUCAGUGUCAAAUUUAUCUCAGACUUGCUGGGAAGAAAAAAGGCAAUGAUCUGCAACAGCUUCAUUGCUGUUCUUGCAGCAGGAUUCAUGCUGACAAGUAAAAAUGUCAACUCUUUCGAAAUGAUCAUUGUGGCAAGAUUUCUGUUUGGUUACUCAGCAGGCUUGGGAAUGAACACUCACUUAAUAUAUCUUGGGGAGAUUUCACCCAGAAAGAUAAGAGGGAUAGUGACUCUGACCUUAGCCACUUUUUUGUCACUCGGGAAAGUGUCUGGGCAGACGUUUGGGUUGAGCGAGAUCCUUGGCCGCGAGGACACGUGGGACAUUCUCCUUAGUGUCGCUGCACUUUUCUCCUUUGUUCAGAUUGUGAUGUUGCCUUUUUUUCCUGAGACGCCAAGAUAUUUACUCAUAGAGAAAGGUGAUGAUAAGGCAUGCAAAAAAGCUCUCCAGAGUCUGUGGGGCCAAGGUGACUACCAACAAGAAAUGGAUGAGAUGUUGACUGAGCAGGCAGCCAUUGAAGCAGCCCCACCAGUGAGCCUUCUGCAGCUGCUGAGAGACAGGACUGUCCGAUGGCAGGUCAUCACCAUCUCCAUCAUCUACUGUUGCAACCAGCUGUCGGGCAUUUCUACAAUUAGUACCUUUACUUAUGACAUCUUCCUGGAGGCAGGUAUACCAAAGAAGAAGAUCCGCUAUAUCACUCUCGGUCUUGGAGUGGCUGAAAUUCUCACCUCGCUCACCUGUGGUCUUCUCAUUGACCUCACAGGGAGAAGACCAUUGCUGUUCGGCGGUUACGGUGUCAUGUCUGCUUGCUGGAUUUUUGUCACUGUCACACUCAACCUGAAGGAUUCCAGCUACUGGGUUCCAUACAUUACUGUGAGUUUGAUGGUUGUCUUCAUCGUGUUCUUUUGUGGAGGACCUGGAGGAGCCACACCAACGCUCAACAGUGAGCUCUUCAUUCAGUCUAAUCGAAUGGCAUCACUCGUCCUCACAGGGCUGCAGGGGUGGUUUAUGUUUGCAGUGAUGGGCCUGGUCUUUCCAUUCCUCAUUGAUGCUCUCAGCUCGUACUUAUUUGUGCUGUUUGCCUCUGCCUGCAUGCUGGGUAGUCUUUAUACCUUCUUCCUUUUGCCUGAGACUAAAGGCAAGACCCUGCUGGAGAUCUCAGAGGAGUUUAAAGCCAUCACCGUCUGUGGGAAAUCCUUUGCAGAGGAAACGAGAACAGAGACCAGGUUGUGAUGAGGACCACGUAUAGCUACAGCAAAAAACAUGAGGAAAAAAACAAUUUUUCUUUCAGGACAAGAUUGAAUGACUGCGGAAAAAAACAUGCUUUGCAAAUAAAUGACUCACAAUGACAUUAAACAAUGUUACAAUUCCCAAAUUUUGGAAUCUUCCAACUUCAGUUUUUGCUUUUUAGUUGCUUCUGCUAUUUUCUGUUUGUCCAUAAAUGGUGACUGUUGUGCAAUCA
Maylandia zebra (zebra mbuna) is the source of this 2608-nucleotide messenger RNA. Lineage: Eukaryota; Metazoa; Chordata; Actinopteri; Cichliformes; Cichlidae. The record is from RefSeq and is a predicted model, not a curated record.